Aegilops tauschii subsp. strangulata is the source of this 1799-nucleotide messenger RNA. RefSeq lists its product as uncharacterized. The record is from RefSeq and is a predicted model, not a curated record. NCBI's taxonomy places the organism in Eukaryota, Viridiplantae, Streptophyta, Magnoliopsida, Poales, Poaceae.
CCACGCGAGGAAGCUAAGCUAAACUGACAAUGGAAAAGAAAGCCUGAUUGUCAGAGCCUCAGAGCUGCGGGUACCAGUGCUCGUGAACCCGCCUCCUCGGUUGCACACAAGAGUAGUACCACACCACCAAAUCGGCCACCGCCGCCGCCAAAAUGCCGCCGCUCCUCCGCGGCGUCGUGUCCGGCCGCCUCCGCCGCUCCCUCUGCACCGCCGCCGCCUCGAUCCCUCCAUGGGCGAUGGUGGACCGGGGCACCCUGAUGAAGAAGUCCGAGGGGAGCGUCUCCUUCUCCUUCGCCCGGGCGCCCGCCGUCUCCUACGUCACCAUCCCCAUCUUCGGCCGGGCCUUCAUGUCGAAGCCUCCCCCGGACGGCCGCGUGUACUCCGACAUGCUCCGCAGCCGCGUCCUCGCCGCCAGCGGCCACGGCUUCCUCCUCCUCGGCACCCUCAAGUCCCGCUACAGGGCUCACCCGCUCUCGGGCCUGGACCUCCCCGCCGAGGUGCUCCUCAAGGUCGCCCCUUUGGAGCUCCUCUACCGCAAGUUCACGCGCUUCGUCUGCAACCCCGUCUCCGUCCAGCUGUUCCGCCUCCCGGAGUUCGAGGAAGCGGAGAGGACCUUGUCGUUUACAGACGGCAUGGCGGGCAUGGGCCUCCUCACCCAAGCCGACGGCGAUGGUCCCAACCGCGCGCCCAAGAGGUAUGCCGCUGCUCAGCUCACCGAGGUCGACGGCGGGCGGCGCCUCCUGCUGCGCCGGUUCUCCUCCGAGACAGGGGAUUGGGACGAGCAGGUGCUGCCGUCCCCGCUGCCGCCUCAGCGGCGGAUGCACCUGGGCCACGAGGUGCUGGACUUCGGAGGCCGGCUCUGGUGGGUGGACGUGAGCUGGGGCGCCGUCUGCGUCGACCCUUUCAGCGUCCGGCCGGAGCUCUGCCCCGUCGAGCUCCCUCCUGACAGCAUGCUUCCGAACCAACAGGGCGAGACAGAGAUGGAGCAGCUUGUGCAGCGCCGGCACAUGGGAGUCAGCGCCGGCCGGCUGCGCUACGCCGAGAUCGACCCCUUGCACAUCAGGUCCUUCGUGCUCGACGACGACCAGAGCGGCCGCUGGACACUGGAGCACCAGGUGUCGGUUCCCGAUCUUUGGCGCAAUGGGGGCAACGCCAAGGCGACGCCUUCGAUUGCUGCUAUCGACCCGCUCGACAAUGAUGCUCUGCAUCUCAGCGUGGACAAAAUCCAUGUCAGUUUGGACAUGCUUGGGAGGACGAUUACUAAGAGUUCUGUGUGCACUGAUGAAAGCCAGAUGGCGUCAGGUUCAUAUCUUCCAUGUGUGCUUCCGUCGUUUCUCUGGUCAAGUCCGAUUCCAGGCAAGAACAAAACUUUGGACAUGGCGAAAAACACGACUUUGGCAGAUGUUCUGGUUCGUUCAGACAGACAGCAAACGAAAUGAAGGUUUCUUAAGACUAACAAUGAAGUAGCAGCUGAUGGCGGGACUCUGAAUUUGCGGAAAAUAUGGAGAUGUUUGGGUUUGUGGAAGUAACUUAUCUCGUUUUGGGGAAAAUCUAGGAGUUAGUUCAGAGUCAUAACUAAGGCAAAAGGUGGACGCAUCCACAUGUUUAACUCACUUGUGAGGAACUUAUUUGUAUGAGGCAUGUGACGAAUUGAUGAUGAGCGUUUCAGUACUGUGCUUAUUUAUAUUCUUUAGUUGCUUAGCUAAAAUUCGAACACUUAAAAUCUGAUCAUUUGGUUUUCCUUUCCAUUAUUUUGGUUUUGUAUGAACAAAAAUAUAUAUUAAACUGCUAGUUUCGUA